Fusarium sp. VM40 is the source of this 684-nucleotide messenger RNA. Lineage: Eukaryota; Fungi; Ascomycota; Sordariomycetes; Hypocreales; Nectriaceae. The record is from the annotation of a GenBank genome assembly.
AUGAGAACUUACGCUUUCCUCGCUUCUCUCUUCGCCUCGGGAGCACUUGGACAGAAUGCUGUCGCUGCGACACUCUCUAGGAUAAAAUGGGUUUUACUGCGGGAAACCCUCGGGAAAUCACCAGGAACUGCGGCAGAGACACGGUCAUUGGCAGUGAAUGCUAUGUUUUCUACGAGGGCGCUUGCCAGAUUGCCCAAUGUCUCCUCGGCGACUCCUGCGUUGGUACCAGUGAAGGCGUUCCGGCCGGACGUCGCCGUCGCUCGCGCUCCUUUGGCAGGAAGUCCAUCUCUAGCUGAGUACGAGAAGACCUUUAGAGGAGAUCGCGGUAUUGUUAUUUCCAAGACUAUUACCGAUAACAUAAAGAGACAGACCGGUGAUUGGAUAAACCUUGUCACGUACGACGGAGUCAUUAAGCCUGGUGAGCGGUGGAGAGUGAACACGGAAGAGCUCGCCCCUGACAUCGAUAGGACUUGGGAAGAAUCGUCGUUCCACAGUAUCACGGUUGGCGUCACUGCUAGUGUGUCUGCUGGUCUUUUCGAAAUCUUCACCGCCUCGAUGGAGAUCAGUACCAGCUACGAGGAGACCUACAGCGUCGCAAGUUCGCUCAAGUACAGCAACGGAGACUGCCCAAGCGGUGCCAACAUCUACUACGCCCCAGUCUAUACUCGGUAUGGCGGUAUUUAG